CCCGAUCAUCCUCAGCUCACAACUCUCCCAACAUCGCUUGAACAUGAAUCCCGACACUGGCGACCGCUCCGAAAUCUACCCCAUAGGCCGCAAUGCCUGGGAUGUAGCGUCUUUGCCUGAAGGUUUCUACUUCCACUACGAAGGACGGAGCGAGCUCCAUCAUCUUCCGCGCUUACCGGCGAUUUAUCGCGAUGUCACUACGCAGACUGAAGUGCCGCUUCAUCAGGCGAAUGCAGAGGUUGAAGGAGAGCCAGGAUGGGAAGAGGUCGAGGCUGAGCCGAGUGAUGAAGGUGCUUCGGAUACCGGGUUCGCGGAUGCGGUUUUCAUUGAGCGGCCGGGGAGGGACACAGCGGGGACUUCCAGGCAAGAUGCAGCUUUCGAAAAUCCCCCGGCCACUCGAGUUCAGACCGCUAUUCAUAAUCCCGGGACACCCAUUGGUCCGCCCGCUCACCAGGGACGCGCAGCUCCGGUAGAGAGCGAACCCACCACAGAUGGCGAUUGGGUUACCUUUUGGCCACCCCGUUCCGCACGAGAUAAUCUGCGUCACUGGCGUAGACCGAGUAUCAUAAAUGUUCUUCCCAGGCUGCCCGAAUAUUGUCAAGAGGGGUCCCGCGGCUGUCAGAGUCUCUGGCUUCGCCUUUUACCGGACGAUGUUGCUCGGCGCCCUCGCCAUGCUCAUAGCGGGCACCAACACAGGUCAGACCAUCGCCAUCGCCAUCACCAUCGCCAUUCCCACUCCCACUCCCACUCCCUCAGAGCAACCGAAGCCGGUCCAUCUCAUCAAUAUGUCCCGGAGCCCCGACCUGCCGAUCCUCAAGGCUCUUCUAGGAUUCGGUCUCUCGACACGCGCAGCGAUGAGGAAAACACCGUCCGACUACAAGCUAUCCGGCGUGCAAGGAAUAUGGCUGUAGACGCAAUUAAUCGGUUGAGCGACCGGCAAGAUCGUCUGGAGCUGUGGGAUGCCUUGCUAUAUGUGGCCCGGUAUGUUGCGGGUUGGGAGGAGCGGUUGACGCUGUACAAAGAGCUUAUCGACGACGCUGAGAGGCGGGAAGAAGAGUACCAGAGCAAGAGGAAGGAUAGUGGGAAGGCUUUACCUUCGGGAGUCUCCGACUUGACCAGCAUACUGGGACUGCGAAGCUGGAGUGAGCGCUUUGCGAAAUGCUACCAGUCAGUUUCCUGCUUACAGCGUAAACAUGUCAUCUAUACGAGACGUCAGUAAGUAAGAUAAUAUGAAUAACGUGAGUUAGGAGAUUAGGUGACUAUGGUCGGGGCCUGAGUUCCCAGGUUCCGUUCGGGUGCUUGCCGCUGAAGUAAGCCACGCGACCACGUGACCACGUAUAGGAC
Trematosphaeria pertusa is the source of this 1344-nucleotide messenger RNA. RefSeq lists its product as uncharacterized. The record is from RefSeq and is a predicted model, not a curated record. Lineage: Eukaryota; Fungi; Ascomycota; Dothideomycetes; Pleosporales; Trematosphaeriaceae. The coding region runs from base 44 to 1219 and encodes 391 amino acids. The transcript has 2 exons.